Hydra vulgaris (swiftwater hydra) is the source of this 614-nucleotide messenger RNA. The record is from RefSeq and is a predicted model, not a curated record. Lineage: Eukaryota; Metazoa; Cnidaria; Hydrozoa; Anthoathecata; Hydridae.
CAUGAAACGAUAUCCAAGUUUGGAUAAAACUUCUUUCUCUUGAAUUAAAAUGGCUAAUACAUUUUCCUGACAGAAAUAAUAUAAAGAGAAAUUUACCAACAAUGUUCAGGAAAUACUACCCAAAAUGCUCAAUAAUAAUUGAUUGUAGUGAGCUUUUUAUCGAAACACCAUCAAGUUUGGAUACUGCUGCAAGUUGUUGUUCAAAUUAUAAACAUCAUUAUACUGUUAAAUAUUUGGUUGGAAUAACACCAAAUGGUGCAAUUUUUUUUUUAUCAAAUUGUUAUGGCGGAAGAGCUAGCGACGUUUUCAUUGUUAAAGAUUGUGGAAUUUUAAAAUUCUUACAGCCUGGAGAUCAAGUUAUAGCAGAUAGAGGUUUUUUAGCUAUUCCUCCAUCAAAACGCACAAAUUUGCAAAUGACAUCUAAUGAUGUGCGAGAAACCUCAAAAAUUGCAAAUGUUCGAAUUUAUGUGGAACAAGCCAUAGGGCGUAUGAAAAACUUUCGCAUAUUAAAAAAUGAAUUGCCAGUCACACUGUUACCAUUAUGUGACAAUAUUAUUACUGUAUGCGCUGUAUUAACAAACUUCAUGCCCCACCUUUGCAUUGAUGAAAACUAA